GUACCACAAUCCUUUGCGUUAAACAAAAUGGCAGCGCCCACGAUAACUCUCGUGUCUAAAACCUACACACAUCUGAACUUCUUUUAAUCGAUUAGUUACAGCAUUGUUUGAUAAUCCUGUCAGAGGUCGUUUCUGCCGUCUUCUCACCAUGGAGGAACUACAGCAAGCUUUCACCGGAUCAUUACAUGUCAACAGGAAAGACAAUGACACUGCUGCACCUCAUCCAAGACUGAGUCAAUUCAAACAGAAAGGAAAUAAGCUGAAUCAAGAGGAAAGAAGACUUAGCCAAUUGGAAUCACAGAAAAGAGAAAGGCUGGAUUAUGUGAAUAAAGCCAGAUGCUUGGCUGAAGAAGAUUGGGACAAUUAUAAGGAUGAGGAAGAAGAUGAUGGGGAUAAUAAGGAGGAGGAAAUGGAGAGUGCAUCCUCCAAGACAAAUGUCAAACGCAAGAAAAGACCUCGAUAUUACAGAAAUCAGUUGAUGCUAUCUGAGUGGUUGGUGGAGGUACCGAAUGACUUGGCAAAGGAUUGGCUGAUGGUUUUGUGUCCAGUUGGAAAGAGGACAUUUGUAGUGGCAGCGAAGGGGAAGACUUCAAGCUACAGUAGGAGUGGGUAUCGUUUGUCAACAUUUCCGUCUCAGUUACCAGGAGGCUGUAGGAAAAAUAAACACAAUAAUACAGAGUACAGUCUUCUUGACUGCAUAUUCCACGAAGCAUCCAGGACGUUCUACAUUCUUGAUAUUAUGUGCUGGAGGGGUCAUCCAGUCUAUGACAGUGACACAGAGUUCCGAUUCUUUUGGCUUCAUUCCAAGGUUGCUGAUGUACCAAUUCUCACUAAGAGCUCAUCUACCAAUCCAUUCAGGUUUCUUCCCCUGCCCAACUUUCCAUGUCACACCAACGUUAUAGAAGAAACUAUGGCCAAGCCUGCCCCAUUCCAGGCAGAUUUAGACGGCGUCCUUUUUUACCACAAGCAGACGCACUACACAUCCGGCAGCACACCUCUUGUAGGAUGGCUCAUGCCUUGGAUGCUCCCAGACAUGCUUGGUGUACCUGUUCCUGACUCCAUCAUGGCAUCCAGACCACCAGGUGCAGAUAUGAAACCCCCUGAUCCUAAAAUGGAAGCAGCCAUUGUAAGCACAGACGAGUCCAAAGUGGAAGACAAUCUUCCAGAAAUAGGGGUGGCCAGUUGAAGAUGACGGACAAGGUAACUGUAAGGCCUCAUGCUCACUAGGAUCAGGUUACCUCAGUGGUUUCUAUCUUGGCCUUUCACCUCUGUGAGACCCCGAUUAGAAUCCCAUCUCAGACCGGAAGCCUUGCAUGUGGAUUGGGUUUUCGGUCCCUACUUGUUCCUGGCUCAUUCUAAAACUUAACAUUACGCAGAGGUGCAAUUCACAUGAUGUGGACUUGACAACAUUGCGUUGUUAGGACCAUGGAACCGCUGUUUAUUUUCCUCAUGUGAAAAGGGCUCUAUUUUUUAUUUUGUGUGAAUUUUUUGUGGAGCCCACUCAUCCUUACUCGCAGCUAAAAGCUUAUUUGCGAAGAGCGUGGCUACAAAGUGUUCGAGAAGCCGGCAUGCAAGGCGCGCCUUAACCCAUUAUGACCAUGGAGCACAGCCAGAGAUCCCAAGGGAGGGAAAACUGGAUGAUCUGGAAAACCCUUGUGGCACAGCAGAGAACCAGCGCACAACUCAACUCACAUAUGGCCCUGUCCGAGUAUCGAACCAGGGUCAUCUUGGUGAGAGGCGAGUGCUUUACGCACCACCCAACCACGCCAACCACUCAUCCUGUCAUUGUUGCUAACAGUGCUGUUGGAUUUGUAUUAAUAAUUAAACAUAUUUGAGCAUGUUGAGUGUUCAAAGGUACAUUCUCUUAAAACAAACCAAAUGACAGAUGCAAGUAUUUGCCAUGUCUUAAUGUUUUUGUUUUUGACUACUGGAAGUUAAUUCUCUACUUGAAGUCCUCUUGUCAAGUCAAGUAGUGUCUUUAUAAAUCAUCAAUGACUUCCUAUUGCUGGAUAUAGGCAUAAUGUUGGUUGACCUAUCAGCUUUAAAGGGAAGGUACACAUGUCAAAGGCCAGUCUUCCCACUUGGUGUAUCCCAUCAUAAGCAUAAAACA
Asterias rubens (European starfish) is the source of this 2110-nucleotide messenger RNA. RefSeq names its product snurportin-1-like. The record is from RefSeq and is a predicted model, not a curated record. Gene Ontology annotation, molecular function: protein binding; nuclear import signal receptor activity. Lineage: Eukaryota; Metazoa; Echinodermata; Asteroidea; Forcipulatida; Asteriidae. The transcript is spliced from 8 exons. Bases 149 to 1186 code for a protein of 345 amino acids. Gene Ontology annotation, cellular component: nucleus; cytoplasm. Gene Ontology annotation, biological process: protein import into nucleus; snRNA import into nucleus.